Molecule: messenger RNA, 5027 nt
Organism: Xenopus laevis (African clawed frog)
Lineage: Eukaryota; Metazoa; Chordata; Amphibia; Anura; Pipidae
Product: zinc finger protein 665
Exons: 3
Coding region: 728-3961 (1077 amino acids)
Source: RefSeq, a predicted model, not a curated record
AUAGGGAAUAAAGAUAAAUAUAUAGGAAGGUCACAUAUAUCAGCGCCCGUUGGUUUCACAUGAGGAGAUAUAUUUAGCACAUGACUGGACACGGGCAGAUAGUGAAUGAAUGAGGUCACAUGACUGGACACGGGGCAGAUAGUGAGUGAAUGAGGUCACAUGACUGGGCAGAGAGGGCAGCGCAUUAGGCACGUGGGUGGAACUGGCCCUAUUACUGCACCACCCGCUUUAGGGACAAUAAUCAGAGUCCUCCCUGGUCUGGGGAAUAACACAAACUGAGGAACGUUCAAUCUGCUGAUCAACUCAGGAAGCGCAGCCAAACGAUCAGCUGACACACGGUCACAUGAUUGGCGUAGCCAUAGUAACACUGCAUCAGUCUCCGCAAAUACACGACUCCUCCCAUUGUUAUAAGGCCACGCCCUAGAGCCUAACGAUACGCCUACUCAGCUCUAUAGCCGCACCCUUUUUUAUUCUACUUUACUUCCAUUGACUACAAGGUUGCCUUCCAGCCUCUGAGUCUCCGCCCGUUCUGUUAUUGGACCCGCCUACUAGCCGGCAGUACGCGCGCCCCAGGCCGGAAGCGGAAGCCCGUUCUGAUGCGCAAAGCCGGGAAUGUGGCGGCACUCUUACAUUCUUUAUAGGGCUGCUCCUCUAGUGCUUUCCGGAUACAAACUGACUGUGGACAAACGAUCCUUCUGUCCCAAUACAGACUGACGAACACCACAACAUGGAUCCACCCUCAUUGGUGAAAAAUGAACCACUGAACCACAAAUAUCACCUGAGCACAACAGAGAGUGAAAUGGGUUCAUCGUCUGGACCAGGUUUCCCAGAGGCUGAAGAAGAAAUAGUUCAGGUAAAGAUAGAGAAGAGGGACUCUGACUCCGACAGUGGGCUGAACUCUCUGCCUGGAGAAGUGAAAGUGGAGAAGUUCGAGUCGGACGUUGACUAUAAUCCAGAUACAAGUGAGGCAGAAAUAUUACAGAUAAAGGUAGACAAAGAAGACUUUGAUCCAAGUGCAAUGAAAAGUGAGGGAUGUGCAGUCGAUGGCCAGGAGGACUGCCUAAAUGAGACGAGGGGUUGGGCAAGUCACUAUUGCCUCACAGAGUCCAGAUCCAGUGAUUCCUCUGGUUCUCUGGAUAAAUCCAUGGAAGACGAUGGCUAUUUUGUAGGGUCGGGACAACACUCAUAUUUGUGUGAGCCAAACACCAGAUCUGAGAGUGACUCAGGAACUCAGGAGUCUUCUUGUUUUGUCUGUAAUAAGUGCGGCAAAUACUUUUUCCAGCAUAGUGAUCUUCUCUCCCACCCCUGUGUCUCUGCCCAUGAUAUGGAUAUUAGUGGUAGCCGGCCUCCGGGGAGUUACUGCCAGUUGCAUCCACUAGCCCAUAGCGACGGGAAAACUUUCUCAUGUACAGAAUGUGACAAAGGGAACUAUACAAAGAGCAACCUCCAGAGCCACCAGAACAUUUACCGAGGGGCCAAACCAUUUGUCUGUACGGAAUGUGGGAAAGGCUUCUCCAGAAAGUACAGCCUUAACAACCACAUAAGAUACCACACAGGAGAUAAACCAUUUGUGUGUACGGAGUGCGGGAAGAGUUUCCCCGAGAAGGGCAAACUCCACAGUCAUGUCAAGAUCCACACCGGAGAGAAACCAUUCAUGUGCCCAGUGUGCAGCAAGAGCUUCUCUGAAAAGUGUAACCUUUAUAACCAUCAGACUAUUCACACGGGGGAGAAACCAUUCAUGUGUCCGGAGUGUGGGGAACGGUUCUCUCGGAAAAGCACUCUAGGCAUCCACAAGAACGUGCACACGGGAGAGAAACCUUUCACGUGUCCGGAAUGUGGGAAAAAUUUCUCCCAAAAGAGCAACCUUCGCAGCCACCAGAGAAUUCACACAGGGGAGAAACCCUUCUCAUGCUCCAUAUGUGGGAAGAGCUUCUACGAGAAGAAAAAUCUACACCGUCAUGAGGCCACCCACACCGGGGAGAAACCAUUUAUCUGCUCCCAGUGUGGCAAAGGCUUCUCCGACAAGGGGGCGCUCCACACUCACUUUAGAGUGCACACCAAGGAGAAACCAUUCCCCUGCAGGGAGUGCGGCAAGAGCUUCACUCAGAAGAGCAACCUCCAGAUCCACCAGAGGAUUCACACCGGGCAGAAGCCCUUCAUAUGUACAGAGUGUGGUGAUUGCUUCUCUGUAAAGAUCAGCCUUCAGAAGCACCAAAAAACUCACUCUAUAGAGACUGUACCAAGAGCCAUGAAACCAGACAAAGAAGUGUCUGACUGUAAUCAGCUGACAAUGCUAAAGAGUGAAACGGAUCCAUGGACUGACUUUGGUGUCUCAGAAGAAGAACCAGAAAUUAUACAGAUAAAGAUAAAAGAAGAAGAAGCAGAUAGUGGAGAUGAGUUAAAUGUAAUGCCACAUUGGGACGCUCCAUGCACUGACACGGAGUCUCCAGAGACCUUUGAGUCGGACUCUUCCAUCACCACCUGCACUUCUUCAGGUCAACAUCAUGUGGCAGUGCCGUUCCAGGAGAAACAAGAUGAUGAAUUGUUUUACUCUAAGGAUCCAUCCAAAUUAAAGGGAGAAAUAGAUAGGUAUAAUUUCCCCGAGGCCGAAACAGAAAUAUUGCAAGUAAAGAUAAAGGAAGAAGAACCCAACUCUGACUAUGUCUUGAGCUCAGCGAACAGCACAGCAGUUUCACUCACUGAUGGGGAGUCUCUAGGGAUUGUACCUGGAGAAAUAAAAUGUGACCAGGAAGGAAUGAACUAUAAUGAUGUGAUCACACAUAAUGAAAUGCCAUCAGACAGCUGCACCCAUCCUGGCUCCCACACUAACCGCUAUACUAAUACACGUAAGAGAAGAAAAGUCGAGGAGAAUCUGUUUACUUGUAGCCACUGUGGGAAGCACUUUAAGAGGAAAUAUAACUUACAAGUACAUCAGCGUGUACACACAGGGGAGAAACCAUUCACAUGUACAGAAUGCGGGAAAAGCUUCUCCCUAAAGAGCAUACUAAAAAGUCACCAGAAAGUUCACCGAGUGGAGAAACCUUUUCAAAGUAGAGAUAGUGGGGGGAACUCUGAAAAUAAUGACACCCGCACAGAGGAGAAGAGGUUUAAGUGCUCCGAGUGCAGAAAAGGUUUCUCAGAUAAGUACAGCCUCUUCAUACACCUUAGAGUGCACACAGGGGAGAAACCUUUCUCCUGUACAGAGUGCGGGGAAAGGUUUGGUUACAAAAGCACUCUCAGAAUCCACUAUAAGCGCCACUCGGGGGAGAAACCAUUUGCCUGUUCAGAAUGUGGGAAACAAUUCUUCCAGAAAAGAAACCUGCGCUGCCAUCAGAGGGUUCACACGGGAGAGAGACCAUUCUCUUGUAUUGAGUGUGGAGAAAGGUUCUCUCGCAGGAGUACUCUAAUUGCUCACAAGAUUGUUCACACAGGGAACAAACCUUUUACGUGUACAGAAUGUGGGAAGACGUUUUCAAGGAAAUUUGACCUUCAACUUCAUGAGAAAGUUCACAGUGGGGACAAACCAUUUAAAUGUACGGAAUGUGGCAAAGGCUUCUCCCAACAGAGAAGGCUCUACAGUCACCUGGCAGUUCACACGGGGGAGAAACCAUUCACAUGCACAGAAUGUGGGAAGGGCUUCUCUGAAAAGAGGCGGCUUUACAAUCACCAGGCAGUUCACACGGGGGAGAAACCAUUUGCGUGUACAGAGUGUGGGAAAUGCUUUGCUCUAAAAGGCACGCUUCGUUGUCACCAGGAGCUUCACACGGGUGCCAGGCCCUUUACCUGCUCUGAAUGUGGGGAAACCUUCUCUAAGAAAGACACACUUAACACUCAUCUUAAGAUUCACACAGGGGAGAAACCCUUUGCAUGCACUGAAUGCCAUAAAAGGUUUGCUAAAAAAAGCAACCUUCAGCGUCACCAGAACGUUCAUAAAGAGAAACUCGCUGGUGCCAGCCUCUGAAUUCACCUGGGGGAUUGGGAUAAACCAUUCAUAUGUUCUGAAAUGUGGUAAAGAGUCUUCUAAAGUGACCACUGGGGAGAAACCAUUCACAUGCCCAGAAUGUGGAAACCCUUCAAAUGUUCAGAAUGUGGAAUCUGUGUCUACCGGAAGAGCUUGCUUCUAUUGAUGUGUGGGUUGACAAAAAGUCCACCCGCACCCAACCCUAACCUACCUGCUCCCGACAUAGCAAGGCCCCUCUGUUUAUAGAACUACGCUUAACCUGCCCAUCUGUGAUAUCACAAAAGGGGGUGGGUGGGGCAGACAUGCACCUAUUAAUAGAGGCUGCUGGAGGUGGAAGCUGGCUGAGUAAGGUUGUGGGCCGGGAGAGUCGAAGGAAGCGCUCAACCAGAAUCCAGCUGCAAACUAGAAAUCAGCCUGAACCAGCCCGAUUCAUUGGGUCCCACAGGUUUGAAUUCCAUCACUACUGCAUUCAAAGGCACAAUAUAAGUCUGCAGUUUAAAUCACCUCUAUAAGGUGUACAACCCCCUCACCAAUUUAGCCUGAGCUACGGGUGUUCCAUCAGGCCCAAGAGCCUCACAAAGUGAAGAUAAAAUGAUAUUGAAGUGAUGUACAUUAUGUAUAAAUGCAUAGCAUCGUAUUUCCUUUAUAAAACAAAAUCAAACUUGCCACUGCCAUUCUCUGUAAAUUUAAAGUGAAAGUGACUUAUUCUUUAUGGUGACCCUUUGUACACUGGUAUUUAGCUGCCUUGCAUGUCAAUAAGAGUGAGUUUGUCACUUCAGCCAUAUACGUUGGUACAGUACACAGUGAAACUAAACCACGUUCCUCUAGGACCAUGGUGCUACACAACAUAGAUGUCCCGGACAAUAGACAAAAAGUGCAAAAAUAUGCAACUCCUGCGAGACAGGACAGCACAGUGCAGGGACAGGACAAGACAGUGCACACUCAGCAGAUGUAAUAUGUUAAGUAAAUAAUGCUAAACGUCAGACAUGAUGGUGUAUCAUUGUGAUAUGACAGUAGUAAGACCAUGACCAAGAACAUGAUAAAAAGCAGAUGUGCUCAUAGAGAA